Molecule: messenger RNA, 7440 nt
Organism: Leptonychotes weddellii (Weddell seal)
Lineage: Eukaryota; Metazoa; Chordata; Mammalia; Carnivora; Phocidae
Source: RefSeq, a predicted model, not a curated record
CGAUGGCCACAGGCCUGGGCCGCUGGAACGGCACGGUCAAUGACUCCUGGGAAGGGGACGAGCUGGGCUACAAGUGCCGUUUCAAUGAGGACUUCAAGUACGUGCUGCUGCCGGUGUCCUACGGCGUGGUGUGUGUGCUGGGGCUGUGUCUGAACGCCGCGGCGCUCUACGUCUUCCUGUGCCGCCUCAAGACCUGGAACGCGUCCACCACGUACAUGUUCCACCUGGCCGUGUGCGACGCGCUGUACGCCGCGUCCCUGCCGCUGCUGGUCUACUACUACGCCCACGGCGACCACUGGCCCUUCAGCGUGGUGCUGUGCAAGCUGGUGCGCUUCCUCUUCUACACCAACCUCUACUGCAGCAUCCUCUUCCUCACGUGCAUCAGCGUGCACCGGUGCCUGGGUGUCCUGCGCCCGCUGCGCUCGCUGCGCUGGGGCCGCGCGCACUACGCCCGCCGCGUGGCGGCCGCCGUGUGGGUGCUCGUGCUGGCCUGCCAGUCCCCCGUGCUCUACUUCGUCACCACCAGCGUGCGGGGCGGCCGCAUCACCUGCCACGACACCUCCGCGCCCGAGCUCUUCGGCCAGUUCGUGGCCUACAGCUCCGUCAUGCUGGGCCUGCUCUUUGCCGUGCCCUUCGCCGUCAUCCUGGUGUGCUACGUGCUUAUGGCCCGGCGGCUGCUGAAGCCGGCCUAUGGCAUGUCGGGGGGCCUGCCGCGGGCCAAGCGCAAGUCGGUGCGCACCAUUGCCGUGGUGCUGGCCGUCUUCGCGCUCUGCUUCCUGCCUUUCCACGUCACCCGCACCCUCUACUACUCCUUCCGCUCGCUGGACCUCAGCUGCCACACCCUCAACGCCGUCAACGUGGCUUACAAGAUCACCCGGCCGCUGGCCAGUGCCAACAGUUGCCUUGACCCCGUGCUCUACUUCCUGGCGGGGCAGAGGCUCGUGCGCUUUGCCCGAGAUGCCAAGCCACCCUCAGAUCCCUCUCCUAUUGCCCCGGUUCGCCGCAGAGGGGGCCUGCGCAGGUCGGACAGGACUGACAUCAAGAGGACAAAAGAUGUAUUGACCAGCAGUGAGGACUCUAGGUGGACAGAGUCCACACCAGCUGAUGGUGAGAACACUAAGGACAUCCGGCUGUAGGACCUGAAUCCCUCAGGCCUGUGCAAGUUUAUAUGGGGGGGGGGGUGCUGUAGGGAUUAGGACUUCUUCAGAUGGGAUGGUCUCCCUAGAUAGGGCCCAUUAGUGACACAUGCCUGAUGGUCAAGGGAGCCAUGACCUCAAUGCUCUGUCAUUUGGCAGGGGCUCAGAAUGUUCUCUGCGGUCCAGAGAUCUCAACAGUUCCUAUGACGCCAGUCACAAUUUGUAUGUGUGAGCUGGGGAAUAAGGCUUCAAGAAAGGCAAGGGUAAGGGGCCAAUGCUGCCCCUGGCCUGACUCCCACAUAAGCAGCUGGCUGUGCCUGCCAGGGUAUCCAGCCUGAUCAAGUCAAAUGGAGAAACAGGCCCAGAGGGGAAAGUGACUUACCAAGGUCACAGUCUGGGCCUGAGGCCCCUAGGAGGGGCAGGGUUACAGGCUGACCGAAGGACCCUGGUAAGGGGUCAGGGCCGAGCCAGAGCUUCCUACAGAGGGGUCUAGGGCAGGUCUGGAUGCCCCAGUGGACACACCUCUGAGGAGGAGCCCCAGCCUGAGAGAUGAACGUAAUGUCAGGGAACCAGUGUCAUAAACCCAUCUGGAGGCUCCCCUGGGCUGGGAGCCAGUUGGAGGCUGUAACUUCUACUAAAGUUGUUGCCUGCUGCGCUGUGCCCUAUUGUGUGGUUUGAGGAUGAAGAUACAGCCUAAGAAGCUCUCACCAUCCACACUGGGGUCCUUUCUCCAACUUGUACUCUUCUGCCGCCUGCCUUCCCACUAGCUGCCACAGAAGACAGGAGAGAGAUGGGGUCCUGUCCCGGGAUCCCCCAGUUGAGGGCUUAAUGGCUAUGACCAGUCGUGCUGGUAAAUGUUAAACCAUCUAACUGGCUCUCCAGGGGGUGAGGGGAACCCCUUAUUUGUAGCCUUGCCGACUGCCAUGGUGCAAAUAGCCUGCCUUGGCCAAUUUCAGACUACUAAUGUGAUGUCAGCCUCCUCGCAAAAUUCCUGAAAAUUUAACAAUUGGCUUUUGCAAGCAGGUCCCAGAUGCUCCAGCACACCAUGGAAAAUGCUGAGUGGUUGGGGCUGUGGACCAGGGGGUCAGGGAGGCUUCCUGGAGCGGGGGACACUCCUGAGCUGUAGCUUCUGAGGAAAGCAGUUCAUCAGAGAAGAACAUCCAGGGGCAGGGUGCAUCCUGGGCAAAGACAUGGGGACAGGAAAUCAGGCUAAGCAGGAACUGGAGGCAGGCCGGGCAGCCGGCACCCAGGCUCACAGCAGGAAUGAGGCUGGGGGGUGGGUCACAAGGAUACCAAGACAGGGCUCCCUCCUUGCCUUUACCUGAGGUUUCCUUUGAGCAGGGGCUAAGUAUGGGAGAGAUUCACUUCUCUUCCUGUCCCAUCCUCUGCCUCUUGGGAAGAUCCGGCUAUAUGGCAUAAUAGUUGGUGCUCAGCCUGGGUCAGGGCUUCGGGUGAGGGAGAUCUUUCUCACCUGUGACAGAUUCUGGGUCCAGCCAGGACCACUGCGGAGAUUUGUAGAGCUCAGCUGAACAGGGCCCAGCUCAGCCUUAGGGCAGGAGUAGGGCAAAGCUGACAGGCCUCACUCUUAAUCUCAAACAUAAAGACUCACUCCCUCUCCCUCUGGGAGACCCCUUGCCCUAUCGGCCCACUCUGCCUGAGAGAAGGUUCUUUUCCCACCCAAAUUCUGCCCGCCUCUUAUGACUUCUUCACCCUUCCCAUUCUACUUUGUCAGAAUGGGGCAUCCCCCAAGGGUUCUCUAUUUAGAGUCUAACUCCACAGCUCCCUCAUGCAACGGGGACCCAUCACAAGCCAUGAUCCAGGAAAAUUACUCUGCAUUGCAAUGUGGGUGACCUGCUCAAAGUAGUGUGAAAUGCUCACCUCCCAUAUUCUAGGUCCUAUACUUCUGUUAAUGUAACCAGAGUCCCUGUGAGCUUUUUUGUGACUAUCUUUUGCAAACUGUCCUUGAGCCUUUCCUGCAGGCCUAAGCCUAUCUCUUUCCUACCAGCUACUGCUCAGGCUGGACCCCAUCCUAGUUUAUAGGAACCCCAUACCCAGGUAAGAUUACACCCAAGAGUGUAAAUGCUGGGCUCUGAUUCCCUCAGCCCUGCUUAGACCCAGAGGCAGGAGGUUAUACAUCGUGAUUCUGGGGACUCCUGAGUGUGCAUCUAUGGUUGGGGGUAGGGCUGUGGCCACCAAAUGCCCAAGUACCCUUAGUCCCCAUUCCUUUCAUGUCCUGCCUACCUACUCCUCAAGCAGUUGUCCUGGAGACCCUGAGAACCCAGGGCCCUACAGCACAUGGAGCCAACACUAUGGCCUAGCCCCAGGAAGCCUUCCUUGAACCAGCCGCCUGCACAUGUCUAAGGACAAAGGACCUAGGGAAAAGGAGAGCCUUACUCACCAUCUAAUCCAGUGGCAGACACUGGUGGAGGUGGAAAAGAGAGACUCUAAGGGAACCAGGGACAGGCCCAGGGUUCCACCCCUGGGCCCCAGUCAGACUGCCUGACCCCUCAAUGUGGAUGUCUGGCCUUACUGCUCAGGGCCCAAACCAUCCACCUAGCGGGUGAGGUUCCUGACCCUCCUGCCUUGUGCUAUUUUCAGCCCGAGUAAGAGCAGGAUUUUCCACUCCCAGCCCCAGACCAUUGUCCAGUAGUGACGUGGGGGGACCUGCCUGCUCUCAAAAUAUCUCCUCUUACUCACUGGGCCUCCGUGCUCCCUCCCAACCCCCCCACCUCCUCACCCUGACAUCACGUCCUGGGGCUGUUGACUCUUGAAGGCCACUGUGAAAGGGCAUAGUCACCUGACAGGGACCCCGGGGAUUAUCCAGCCUAGCUGUAGACUUGAGAGGGGUGGGGCCUUGCCCAAGGUCACUCAGCAGGUCAGCGUGGCACCUGGAUGUGCGCCAGGGGCUCAGGCUGUCCCUGCUGCUCUGCUCCCUUUAGUUCAGGUCGAUGCCUUUGUGGGAUUCCUGUCAUCACCCUCACUGCCCCAGCUCUCCCCACCCCGGUGGAUGGAGCUGGUGGCCGGAGCCGUGGCACUGAGGCCAGGGGCAUAGGAGAGGAGAGGGGGGACAGUGCGGGGGGAGGAGCUAGUCUUGGUGAGCUCUGUGCAUCCAGGACGGGGCCCUGGGACACAGGGGGUCUCUGCCCUGUGGGGCAGGUGUUCCAGGGCCCAGGAGGGAGGUUAGGCCCCCAAAGCUACCCCUCUGCCACUACCCUUGUCAUGACAGAUCGAGCUAUUCUGUUCAGAGUCAAGCUCAUGAGGAAGGGUACUCGUGUAUUAACGCAGGCCCCAGGCACCUCUCGUCUCUAUUAUUUAUUCUUCCCCACAACUGUGUGAAAGAGACAUUAUUAUCCCCAUUUAGCAGAGGAGGGGACAGGCUCUGAGAAGUGAGGACUUGCUCCAGGCUGUACAGGCAAUCAGGGAGUGAGUCAGGAUCGAAUCUGAGUCCAUCAGAUGCCCAGAUUAGUUCCUUUCCAGCAUCCCAUGCCACUUGCAACCUCUGCUGGGCAGGAGGGUCUGUAAGCAACCCUCCGUGGGAUUCAAGAUGAAAGGGGCAGUGUGGUGGGGAUGGGGUUGAGAGCACAGAUUCGAUGCCCGUACUACCUCUGUCUGAAAGUUAUCUCUGCUCCUGCAGCUGUACCACCUCGGGCAAGUUACUGAAUCUUGCAGGGCCUUGGUUUUCUCAUUUCCGAGAGGACGUACCACCUCCCACGCAGGGCAUUGGAUCAAUAUGCACGAAACACUUGGUAAGCAUUUACAGGGCAGGCACGGUGCCAAGGUGAUACAGAGGUAAACCAGCUGGACCCUGCCCUCAUGGAGUGGACAUAAUGUAAUAUAUAACCACACUAGGAUACAUUAUUGAAGGAAAGGAAUGUCCAGCCAGUGAGCAACAGUGGGCCUCCUGUGACCCCAGGAUGGAGGAGGAGGAGGAAAGCGGGUCUACCCUUGGCACUGGGUGGCCUUCAGGCCCAUGGGCCUGUGUGUGUUUACAGCACCUCGUGCCUAUGCCAGGCCGUGAGAGGGCAGCAGGGAGAAGCAAGAGGGGGAAGGGGAGGAGGAGGGAGGGAGGCCCUUGAUAUCAAGCUUCUGGAGCCAGCCCCUGUGGACCAGAGAGCUCCCACUCGCCCAUGGCAACAGCCAUUUCUCCCUAACUGAUGGUCCCCAUCGUGGGGUGCUACAACUACUUCUUGGUUCAACCAAGAGCCCGGAGACCCAGGCUGCCAGGACCCAGAGCAGGCAUUGAAUGGGUAACUUUUGCUGUGUGACCGGAGGCUGCCCGCCUGCCCUCUCUGGGCCACCCUCUGGAGCUUGGAGCCCUUGCCUCCCAUGACCCGGUUGUCCCUGCCUCAGUUAGGACAUCAGCCACCUCGAUCUUCAGCAAAGGCACAACAAACAGGCAUUCCCCCCCAGGCAUUCCCCCAACCCCCUGGGCUCUCAGUUCUGAGGACUGGAGUGGGCAGUGAUUCUCCCCUGGCAUCAAGCGACAGAGAGGUAAAGCGACACCAUUGGCACCCCACAGGGGCUCGGAGCGGAGCUGGUCCGCUGUCCGAUGGCCCCGCCCCUUGCAGGUGGAGGGGGGAGUCUGGCCAAGGAGUGCCUGAACUGCAGGGUGAGAGAUGUGUUUGCCUUUCCAAGCGGCAUGUGCUGGUGGGGGGUGGAGAGCGGAGGGCAGAUGAACCCCAGAAGCCAAGCUCUCCUCCUCCUCUCCCCUGUGCACCAUGUGCCUUGGUGAAUCCCUUCGCCUCUCUGGGCCUCAGUUUUCCCGUCUGCCAUGGGGCUUGGCUCUGCCCAGCCGCUCUUCCUCCAAUACAGGCUUCCUGAGCUUCAGCCUCUGUCUUGGCUCUCGUUCAGCCAGGUGUCCAGUCUCAGUCCUGUUCCAGCCAGGAACAAUGGGCCGGGCUGGGCCAGUCACUCAUGGCCCCAGACUCAGUCCCCAAGGGCUCACCCUGGACUAUUUUCAGCUCUUGGAGAUGGAGUCAGAAAAGGAUUUUCCACUCCCGGCACAAUGGCUGCCCUGGACCAUUGUCCAGCAGUGACCGGGAGACCCACCCGCCGCAAAAUAUCUUCCCUGCCCCUACCCUCUGGGCCUCCCCAACUUGACAUGGCUUCCCGGGGCUGUUAACUCCCGAAGGCUGUUGUGAAGCAGCACGUGAGUACCCUGGAAGACAGGGCCGGUUGGAAUCAGUUUUCCCUCCUGGCAGGGAGCCCAGGGAUGGUUUGGCUGCUUAGAGGGACGAGAGGCCCAGAGAGAGCUGUGCCUUGCCCAAGGCCACAUAGCAGUCAGCAUGGAGACUGGAUGCGAGGCCCGUGAAGCCUCCACUGCCCUCAUCAGCACCGCAUGCGCCUUCUGAGAACUCCCCUUGGAGGACCUCAGCGGGGCAUGCUGGAAAGGGGCCUAAGGGACGAGGGUGGAAGGGGGUGUAUCUUGGGAACCUGGGGCACUCUCUUCAGUCCUGUUUUUCGCGAAUGUGGCUUUAGCUUGCACUGAAUUCAGGGUUACCGAGUUGUGGCUCUGGGGAAAGAAGGAGGUUGGGGGACCCAGGGAAGUUGAGGCAGGAGGAGCAGGGUUCUGGCCUAGCUCAGCCAUCACCAGCUCCAUGACCACACAUUCAAUUUCUUUAUAAAAUGGAACUGCUAAUACUUCUUUUUCCAGCUUACUGAACAGUGAGAAUGCAGGAAGGCCCAAACACAGCUAUUUUAUUUUCCUACCAGUACUGCCGAGUAUACUCCAUGUCUGAUUUCCCUUUCCCAUCCAUGAACUGUUUAAAUGGCAAACUCCCAAUAUUUGAGUCACUUGUGGGUAACAAAGUUCAUUCCAGCUUAAGGUUCCAAGCCCUACUUAAUUUAAUGCCCACCCCUCUUCUUCCCCCGUGCUGGGAGGACCCACCUCACCCCUCCUUUGUGUCCCUCUCUCCUCUGGAUGUCAGGCAAGGUGGUGAGGAGGAAAGGGACCAGUAUACCAUCCCCAGGACUGCCACAGUCCUUUCUUGCUGUCCUUGCUUCUCUCGCUAGGACAACAUGACCAACAGUGCGCCUCCGAGUGGAGCCCUCCAAACACCAGCCCACACCUUUGUAAAGAGUCUCUUCAUUCACCCAGUCUGAGUGUGCCCCAUCUUUCUUGCUGAGACUCUAACUCAUAUGCCCCAGACUCUUGAGUGACUUUCCGAGAGCACCCCUCACCUGGCUUGGUUCAGAACUCACAAAAGCAGGGAUGUUUUCAAGGUCACUGAGCCCAGUGUUCAGCUUGUAGACAGCAUGGAGGGUGGUAGAGGGCUGGGGUAAUAAACUCUGAGAAGGUGUCUGA